Molecule: messenger RNA, 448 nt
Organism: Symbiodinium pilosum
Lineage: Eukaryota; Dinophyceae; Suessiales; Symbiodiniaceae
Source: the annotation of a GenBank genome assembly
GAGCGCUACGGCCGCGGCACGCCGGGCAGCUGCGGCUGCACGGCCAAGCAACAGCCUGAAAGCUGCUCUGCGCGCGGCAAAGGCAUGUUGGAAACGGGCGGAGGCACAGCGCCUCGCACGAGCCAAGCGCAAAUCGAAGGUACGAGCUAAAUCGCGGCCAAGGACAACUGCCCAGCCCGACCAAAGUGUCGAGGCAAGCAUAGAAGUGAGUGCGACUCUCAAGCAGGCAGAAUCUGUGGCUUUAGCUGCCGCUUCUUGUAAGGAGGCAUGGGACGCGAAGGAGGCAGUCCGGCUUCUCCGACGGGCAGCUGCGCUAAUGGAGUCAACACAGGCUGCGAGGAAGCAGCUGCGGAAGGCUGCAAACGAUGUGCUGCAGGUACUCGACGUGGAGGAUCCCAACACUCGCAGCCUGGUUGGCGAUGCUCUGCGCACGUUUGGCGUGCAAUGA